Acanthosepion pharaonis is the source of this 543-nucleotide messenger RNA. The record is from the annotation of a GenBank genome assembly. NCBI's taxonomy places the organism in Eukaryota, Metazoa, Mollusca, Cephalopoda, Sepiida, Sepiidae.
AUGACAUUACUUUUUUCUUUCUUUCUUUUCUUUCUUCAUCACUUUACUUUCUUUUCUUUUCUUUCUUUCUUCAUCACUUUAUUUUCUCUUAUUUCUUUCUUUCUUUAUCACUUUACUUUCUUCUCUUUCUUUCUUUUCUCUUUCUUUCUUCUUCACUUAACUUCCUUUUCUUUCUUUUUUCAUCACUUUACUUUCUCUUCUUUUCUUUCUGUCUUCUCCCCUUUACUUUCUUUUCUUUCUUUCUUCAUCACUUUACUUUCUUUCUUUUUUACUCAAGAGUUUUCCUUUUUUGCUUUAGACACAUUCAUUUUGUUUCCUGUUUCAUCUAGACAUUCGCUUUUCUUUCUUUUAUGUUCCUUUCUUUCUUUUUUUCUUUCUCUCUUUCUACCAUCGUUUUUUUUCUUUUCAUUGCGUCUUUCAUUCCGUCUUUCUUUUUCUUUUUUCUUUCUUUUUGUAUCACUUUACUUUCUGUUUUCUUCUUCAAAAGUUUUUAUAUUACUUUUAUCUUUAUACUCAUUCCUUUUAUUUCCUUGUUCAUCUUGA